Moneuplotes crassus is the source of this 1552-nucleotide messenger RNA. The record is from the annotation of a GenBank genome assembly. NCBI's taxonomy places the organism in Eukaryota, Ciliophora, Spirotrichea, Euplotida, Euplotidae.
AUGGAAAUGGAGCCUACUAGAGUGGUUAAUAGGAGGUCAAAGGCAUAUCUUUCUGCUGUCAAAGAGCUUGAGCAUCAAAAUGAUGACCCAGACUGUAUAGCUGAUUAUUUCGCUGAUAGUUCACCUCUAGAGGAGGAAUUAGUGGAAGAGCAGUUUAGUGAUGUUAGUUAUGAGGAAGAGGAUAUUUUAGAAAAUAAGAAUGAGGAGCACUGAAAAGAACCUACUAAUGAGCCUCAAGAAUAUCAAAGAGAAAUCCAAGAAAGUGAGCCUGAACAGAAAACUGAUCUGAAAGUAUCUCAUUAUGAUUAUCAUCAUAAAUAUGCUGCUUUAUUGAUAAUUAUAGUUCUUUUAGUCAUACUCUGAGAUGUAAAGACAGCAUUUGAAGCAAGUAUUGCUAUACUUCUACUUCGAUGGGUGCCAACCAGAAUAAAAUAUCAUUGCAGCAUUGAGUUUUAUGAAAACUACAUGAAAGUAAAAGCAAAUUUCCAGACUUGCCUAACUAUCCUCGAGCACUCUCUGAUUGAUAUAAACGGAGGAAGGGUCAACUGACUAAGAAUGCAGAAUCCUUGCACAAACACGGAGUUACUCAGAUUCAAAGGGUACUUAGAAGAUGUUAUGAGAUCCAUUAUUCUGGGCAUGUUCGAGGAGGAAAAUGCAGCUAUCUCUGAUGCAUUUGCUCUUCAGAAUUUGAACAAGAAAUUGUUGCUCAUUAAGGAAGGAGGAAACUGGGCUUUCGAAGAUAUAAGUUUACAGUUUAAGAACCUUAAUUUUUACCUCACAGCCUUGGAUACUAUCCAUCUGACUCUGGUAGACUCAGAGGAUUCUCUGACUAUUGGCGAAGUCCUUGUAAAGGAUAGAGCUAUAAUUUUUGACUCUUUACAAGCCCAACAAGAUAUUCAAGAAUUUAUUGCUGAAAGAAGAAAGGUUUUAGCCAAUAAAUUUGAGCAAAUAAACACAGACUUGAAGCUAACAAUAUCAAAGAUUUCACUUGAGCAGUGGUAUAGCAAAAAUUCUGACCUAACGAAAUUAGAUGAGGGAUAUUCUAUAACUGAUACUGAAAAUAAGGUGUCGUCCAAAGUACUAUCCCAGAGCAGAAUGUUGAUCAUUAAAUUGUUAGAUAUUAACAAAAGAGUUUACAGUGAUCCAAAACAGUCACUUCCUGGCUCAUUAGUGGAGCCAACUCUUCAAGUGCUUCAAGAGUUUGGAAAUACAUUACAAUUAGUUGAUCGGGACAACUUUUUGGCAGAUGAAAUAAAAGAAGAUGGGAAUAAUAGGAAUAAUAUCUCAGAGACAAUAUUGAAUCAGGAAGAAAAUAAGGAUGCUUUUCAAGCUGACAUAAGUAACACUCAGGAAGAGACAUGCACUGUUGUCUACGAAAGUAUGGGACAGCUGGACGAUACAGCUGCGGCUGCAGAGCCAGUAGAAUCCCCUCUGGAUGAUAAGGACAUGACCUUUGUCAUAAGUAAGUUGAGAAGAGAACUUAAGAGGACUCUUAAGAAGAGGAGAGAGAAGGAAGAACAAUAUGUUGUUGUUAAGAAUUUGGAUUAGCAGG